Microtus oregoni (creeping vole) is the source of this 2599-nucleotide messenger RNA. RefSeq names its product NSE2 (MMS21) homolog, SMC5-SMC6 complex SUMO ligase (gene Nsmce2). The transcript is spliced from 5 exons. Gene Ontology annotation, cellular component: Smc5-Smc6 complex; nucleus. Gene Ontology annotation, molecular function: ubiquitin-protein transferase activity; zinc ion binding; SUMO ligase activity. Lineage: Eukaryota; Metazoa; Chordata; Mammalia; Rodentia; Cricetidae. The coding region runs from base 128 to 547 and encodes 139 amino acids. The record is from RefSeq and is a predicted model, not a curated record. Gene Ontology annotation, biological process: protein sumoylation; protein ubiquitination; double-strand break repair via homologous recombination.
CGACUGAUGACGCAAAGCGCGCGCGGGGCGUUUCAGCCACUGGAGUAGUGGGCUGAGUAAAGGUUUUGGAGUCUGGCCUUGCGACGUUCAGGUAGAUGCAACUGAGCUGCCAGGUAACAAUUUCAAGAUGCCAGGGCGUUCCAGUACAAGUUCAGGUUCCACUCGUUACAUAUCCUUCAGUGGUGUGGAGUCCGCUCUCUCCUCCUUAAAAAACUUCCAAGCCUGCAUCAGCUCUGCAAUGGACACAGUUUCUAGUGUUGCCCUGGACCUUGUGGAGACUCAGACUGAAGUGAGCAGUGAAUACAGUAUGGACAGGGCCAUGGUUGAAUUUGCUAAAAUGGAUCGAGAGCUAAAUCAUUAUGUUAAGGCUCUCCAGUCUACGAUAAAUCACGUAAAAGAAGAACGUCCAGAAAAAGUGCCAGAUUUAAAAUUACUAGUGGAGAAGAAAUUUUUGGCUUUGCAGGAUAAGAAUUCUGAUGCUGACUUUAAAGACAAUGAAAAGUUUGUGCAGUAUAAGCAGCAGCUGAGGGAGCUGAAGAAGCAAUGAACUGCCAGGCUGUUUCCCACAGCGGCGGCGCCAUUUUACAUUUCCACCAGCAGUGUCUGAGGGUUCCAAUUGCUCCACGUCCUCAGCCAGCACUUGUUACUGCCUGUCCUUCUUACUGUAGCCACUGUAGUGGGUGUGAAGUGGUGUCUCAUUGUUUUGGCUUACAUUUCCCCCAAUGGAUUCAUUUCUGUGGUGUUUAUAUUACUAACCUAGGGCAAAAGUUUAAGUCUUGUACUUUCGUGUGAAAAUCACUUCAUAUGACUGGAUUGGCUCUCUGAAACAAAACGUAGUUCUAUACCAGAUAAGUGUUGUUCAUGAGGUUAUACUUGUUAAAAAAAAAAACAUAAAGUGAAAUGAAGAUUGCACACCCACCUGGGACUUUGUUUUGCAGUACAAAUUCAUUCACAGUGUUCUUUAUCCGAGCUCCUCAAGUGCUAUUAUGUGACUUUUACUGGAUAAUCCAGACAGCACUUUGGUUAGAUCCCCAGUGUGGUGUCACUAGGUAAACACUUGAAAAUGGAGAUGUGUGUCUCUGGUUUUACCAGUUGAGAUUAAAGGUGGUUUAUAGCACAGUAAACCCUUUCUCCCUACUCUGUGUCUCAGCGUGGGCCGAGAAUCUGCCACCAGAAACUCCUUAAGCUAAGCCUUUCUCAACUGUCGUGUUGCUGUGAUGACCUCAGGUUCUGACUGCAGAAGAGAGGCAAGAACCCUUUUCUGACUCGUGUGCCUCCCUGUCCUUUGUUUCCAGUAAAAGCUGUGCCGCUUUCAGCCCUUGCCUCUGUCUGGUUCUCUGAUGUUUUUGUCAGUUCUUGCGCCUUCUGUCUCUUUGGAGCUCCUUGUCUGCUGUCCUUGUUUCUGUCGUGGAAAGAACGUCAUGUGCAGCUUGGGAGUGUGAGUUUCACCAGCUCUCGGUGUGUACAGAAUGAGAAAAGAAGGGGUGUUGAAGGAGGAAAGACUACUGAGCCAAAUUCAGAAGCUGCUCUCUCUAGAAAGAGUCCCAGCAUGCCUCAGGAAGCUCCCCCAGGAAGGAGCACCUCCCUGAAGACCCAUCCUUCUCUCUGGCACACUGAGAGCGACACCAGAGCUCAGCCUCCUGUGCGCUGUGCACUCCUGUAGGGGACAAAGGGGGAAAGAGAAAGAAGAAUAGAAAGUUGUCCCCUUUGUAGUGUCACCUCUGUCUUACCUGCUCCUCAACCUAAUGUGGGCUUGGGGCUCAGCUGGGAGUGGCUGAAAAUAAUAACUAGAUUGAUGGGCAGAACUUGAAUUUUGCUACUCCAGAGUAAAGGGAGGCGACAACGAAGCUGGAGUUAAGCCUUCGUGAAUUCACUUUUGACACUCUUUUGUUAAUUAAAACACUGCUCUGGGUGAAGCAAGCACAUCAUGACCCAGUUAUGGUGUUGCUUUUCCUAAAGGUCCUGGACCACUAGAUAAUCCUCACCUGUGUGCCUUUUGAACUCCACAGAGGAACCAAAUACUAUUCAGUGAUGUGCUAUAGGAACUGCGGUUUAGUUCUGAUUUUUAAAUGACUAGCCCUCAAGUAAUAGAAAAAUGAAUGAUGGCAAGUCCUUACUAAACCAUCCUGUGUGCUAAGCAUUAUGUGAGAGCCGUGCAUCGCCCUCUGAGGUGAACACAGUUGUCUUUCAAGUGAGGUGUGAUGAAGGUCAGUGCUUGUCAUAUCUAGUUUACCCCAUAGCUCAACCUGUCUGUGGAGCAGACAUAGUGAAUGGGAAAGCUCUCCACUCCCCUGUACCCUAGGAGGAGUGGAGGAGAGGGGAUGUAGGAUGGUUCCCCACCUCCCUGUACCCUAGGAGGAGUGGAGGGGAGGAGGUAUAUGAGGCGGAGCAAGGCUCUAAAGGCUAGAGAGCUUACCCAGACUAGGAAGCUAACUGACGGGUUUGGCUGUGGUGGAGCUUAUUUCUGUUCGGCUUUUGAGUUUGGCUGUGGUGAUUUAUACAGGAAACUUCAGGCUCCUUUCCCUCCUAGAACAGAGGGAAUGAAGGCCGAGGAGAAGCCAACUGGUUUGUUCUGUAAUCAAAUGUGCUUCUGUGGAAC